UCUGAUUGGCCUGGCUCUGAUGUGCAUUAUGAAUACACCACAGUCACUUCAACCCCUGGGCUCUGCAGUCCAGCUAAUAACAUCAUUUUGAUUUUACAAACCUCUAAAAUUCUUCAAGAUGCUUAUUGAAUUUCUGUUAAUGUAUCAUAAUUAAUAACAUCUUUUUUUUUAACCGAAGGAUCCAUCAGGAAGAGGAUUUCCUCUUUGCUGAUGUUUAUUAUUCCUCUGUAGACAAACAAAAGUGGAUGUUUCACAUCAAAGGUUCACACAUGCAGGUUAACAGCAGGGAACAGUCUCAUGAGGUCAUCUCACAAGGUCAUUUCAUGAGGUCAUUUCUACGUUAGGCUGCAGAAUCGUGUUUUUCUGGUGGCAAAUGACUGUGAGGAUCAACAAGGACAUAAAACUACACUCUAUGCUCAACAUCAUGUGACACACACACACACAUAGCAAAGUAUUAUUAGCACCAUCCAUUACCUCACGCACACACACACACUCACACGUAUACACUGGAGUGUGAAACUGGGAGCUAAUCUGUGCGCUGUACAUCUGGAAUGGGACCAUGUUGGUGCUGCUCUCCCAACCUCUCUCCUUCCCUGGGGAUUUAAAAGCUGACUGAUUAAAGCGUGCACAUGAGUGCACACACAUACACACUGGCCUUCCAACUCCUUAUAAAGUGUGCCCCAUUCAGGAGACUCUCUACGCUUUUCCUCCAAAACCCCAGUGGCACUGCGUUGUGCCGGUCUGAAAACAACCGUUAAAGGUCUGAGAGGAGCAUCAUAAGGUCAAAAGACAAGGUCUCCUGAGACCAAGAGUUCUCUAAACGUUCUCUUCAGGGUCUUUUUUUCACAGCACUGACCUGUUUUGUUUGUUUGUUUGUUUUUUUCCACUAAAGCCACAGAAAUAAUUCCCUCGUUAAAUCAAGCAGGCCUGUUGGAUGCUGUGGAGAUGAACAAGGGAAGGUUAUGCUGCCCGAAAGCUGCCGGCUGAGUCUGAGCGAGAAAGAAAAAGGCUAGCGGACCAACACACAUACACAUACCCGGACACACAAGCGCCUGCCCAGCAACGUGAGUGAUGAGUGACCCUCACGACUCCAGAGAUGCGGCUCCUCCAGCAGGCCUGCCUGGGCACGUGAUGGCUGUAGUGCCCCAGCUGGCUCAGCACCAUGGCGACGACAAUGACGACGACGAUGAUGACGAUGAUGAUGAUGGUGGAGACCUGAACAAGACUCUGGGAGUGCAGCGUUUCCAACAGAUCCUCUCUCCUUCUCCGCGUGUCCUGGCCGAGCAGCACCGCGUAUUUAACGAAGAGGACUUUGAGUACCAUCGUCACUCCUCCCUGCACACCCACCACCCACUCUCCAAGCACCUCCCCUCAGAGGGCCGCCGGAGGUCGAGCGGGAGGAGGAGGAAGACCUUGGGACGCAAGAGGAGCUCGUCUAAUGGCAGUGGCGUCCCCCCUGUGGAGGAGGAUGAGGAGGAGGAUGAAGGAGAGGAGGAGUGGUACAGCCAGCAAGACGGAGAAGGCACCACCACACCUACACCCAACACAGGCACGGACAUGCACACGGAGGAGGUGCAGGUCUUUGUGGAGGAUGAAGAGUGUGGCAUCACCACGAUGUUCCGGAGCAGGGAGCCGGACGCGCCGUCCCGCCAGAGCUCCAUCAUUCCUCAGCUGGCACUGCUCAGCCGCCGAAAAAGCAGCAGCAGCCUAGACGACGCCCCCGUACCACACAACGGGGCCAGUGCCAGGAGGGCGUCUGUUCCAUGCAUGCUCCUGCCUGGGUCUCCCGAUGGUGUGGGCGGCUUGAAGCCGGGCCGCUGUUACGACCUGCAGGAGCGCCGUCGUACCGGGGACCUGACUGGCCCCGAGCUGGGUGCCCAGCACCACGCCGCCACUGAUGACACCGAGGCCCAGACAUUAGCCAUCGCCGACCUGGACGGCAUCAAGAGUCACCGGUUCGAAGACGUCCCUGGGGUGCGCCGUCACCUAGUGAGGAAGAGCAGUAAGGGUCAGGUGGUUCACAUCAGCAAGGACCACAAGGAAUCCAGCGGUCGGAACCGUAAACUGGACAGAACCCCUCACGAGAGGAGCUCGUGGCCUUGCGUCGGGAGCUACAGCAGGGCUCGUGCGGCCCGGCAGCUGAAGGUGUUUGUGGAGUUGAACGAGCUGGUGAUGGAUAAACACCAGGAGAUGCAGUGGCGAGAAACCGCUCGCUGGAUCAAAUUUGAGGAGGAUGUGGAGGAGGAGACGGACCGCUGGGGCAAACCGCACGUGGCCUCCCUGUCCUUCCGUAGCCUGCUGGAGUUACGCAGGACAAUCUCGCACGGGGCUGUGCUCUUGGACCUGGACCAGAGGACUCUGCCUGGCAUCGCACACCAGGUGGUUGAAAAGAUGAUCAUCUCUGACCAGAUCAGAGCAGAAGACCGAGCCAAUGUCCUCCGAGCUCUGCUCCUCAAACACAGUCACCCGAGCGAUGGAAAGGAGCACAGCUCUUUCCACAGGAACAUCUCAGCCGCCAGCCUGGGCUCUCUGAUGACUCCUCACUAUAACAACCAUAACUCCGCCCCUCUGGAACCCACUGCCACAGACCCACUCAUGGGUGGAGCGUCAGACUCGGACUCCCACAUCCGUGUUGACGUUGAGAAGAAUGAGAAAGAGGCCUCCUCAGCUGUAGGCAUGCACAGGUCCAAAUCCAAACAUGAGUUGAAACUUCUGGAGAAGAUCCCAGAGAAUGCAGAGGCCACCGUCGUACUUGUGGGCAGAGUGGACUUCCUGGACCAGCCCUCCAUGGCGUUCGUUCGGCUGCAGGAGGCGGUGCUGUUGGAGUCUGUGCUCGAGGUGCCCAUACCGGUACGGUUCCUCUUUGUGCUGCUGGGCCCGCCCAUCGCCAACAUGGACUACCACCAGAUCGGCCGCUCCAUUUCCACACUCAUGUCUGAUAAGCACUUCCACGAGGCAGCGUACCUGGCAGACGAGCGGCAGGAUCUGCUGACGGCCAUCAACAGCUUCCUGGACUGCAGCGUGGUGCUGCCACCAUCGGAGGUGGGCGGGGAGGAGCUCCUCCGAUCCGUGGCACGCUUCCAGAGGGACAUGCUCCGCAAAAGGCACGAGCAGGACAUCAAGAUGCAGGCCAAGGAGCCCAAGAGCCCCGAGGACGAGGCUCUGCUGCCCCCGUUUAAACCUCGCGACGACCCCCUCCGGAGGACCGGGCGCCCAUUCGGCGGGGUGAUCCGUGACGCCCGGAACCGCUACCCCAAAUACCUCAGUGACUUCAGGGACGCGCUGAACCCCCAGUGUAUGGCUGCCGUCAUCUUCAUCUACUUCGCUGCCCUCUCUCCUGCCAUCACCUUCGGAGGACUGCUGGGAGAAAAGACGGAGGGUCUGAUGGGUGUUUCGGAGCUGAUCAUUGCCACUGCCGUGCAGGGGAUCCUGUUCUGUCUGCUGGGGGCCCAGCCGCUGCUGGUGGUUGGAUUCUCCGGACCACUGUUGGUGUUUGAAGAGGCGUUCUUUUCUUUUUGUAAGUCCUAUGAGCUGGAGUACUUAACGGGCCGCGUGUGGAUCGGCUUCUGGCUGGUGGUCAUCGUGGUGGUCAUUGUGGCCUUUGAGGGAAGCUUCCUGGUCCGAUUCGUUUCCCUCUUCACCCAGGAGAUCUUCUCCUUCCUCAUCUCCCUCAUCUUCAUCUACGAGACCUUCUCGAAGCUCGGCAAGAUCUUUAAGGAGCACCCUCUCAGUCCCUGCAACACCUCGGUGGUGAACAGUACGUACGCCGGGCUGCCAGGCAGCGUGCUGAACCAGCCCAACACAGCGCUGCUGUCCUUGGUGCUCAUGUUGGGGACUUUCUUCAUCGCCUUCUACCUGCGCAAGUUCAAGAACAGUGCCUUCUUUCCGGGCCGUCUCCGCAGGGUGAUAGGUGAUUUUGGAGUUCCCAUUGCGAUCUUCAUCAUGGUCUUGGUGGACUACAGUAUAAAAGACACUUUCACACAGAAGCUGAGCGUGCCGGGCGGCUUCAACGUGACGAGCCCUGAGAAACGUGGUUGGUUCAUCUCUCCGCUGGGCUCGGGCGGACAGUUCCCCCUCUGGAUGAUGGUGGGCAGCCUCUUGCCAGCCCUGCUUGUGUUUAUCCUCAUCUUCAUGGAGACGCAGAUCACUACUCUGAUUGUGAGUAAGAAAGAGAGAAUGCUGAUGAAGGGCUCUGGCUUUCAUCUGGAUCUGCUCAUCAUCGUAGCCGUGGGUGGGAUUUCGGCGCUGUUCGGCCUGCCGUGGUUGGCUGGGGCCACCGUGCGCUCGGUCACCCAUGCCAACGCCCUCACGGUCAUGAGCAAGGCUGUCGCUCCUGGAGACAAACCCCGUAUCCAGGAAGUGAAGGAGCAGCGUGUGACGGGACUCCUGGUGGCGGUUCUUGUUGGCCUGUCCAUCGUGAUCGGCGACGUGUUGAGACAGAUUCCCAUUGCCGUGCUCUUCGGCAUUUUCCUCUACAUGGGCGUGAUGUCACUCAAUGGCAUCCAGCUGACCGAGCGCAUGCUCCUCCUCCUCAUGCCCCCCAAAUACCACCCGGACCACACCUAUGUGCGAAAGGUGCGUACCCUGCGCAUGCACCUCUUCACAGGUGUCCAGCUGGUGUGUCUGGGGCUGCUCUGGGCUGUCAUGUCCACUGCUGCUUCGCUUGCUUUCCCGUUUUUCCUCAUCCUCACCGUACCCCUCCGGAUGUUCGUCCUGCCACGGAUCUUCACCCAGCGUGAGAUGCAAUGUCUGGACGCGGAGGAUGCAGAGCCAACGCUGGACGCGCAGGACGAGUACACAGAGAUGCACAUGCCCGUGUGACCUCGCUGGUAUGUCCGGCUCUCACACGCUAACCUAGUGCUCCAGUUAGAAAGGAGUGUUGAUCAUCUCAAGGAGUGUCAGUGGAGCGACGGAUAUGUAGGACCUCAGUGUUUCUCCAACAAGUCAUCUCAAGCCAAGGCCGUGACCUUCUAGUGACUGUGUUCCUGCAGCCUUGGUGUCAGCCACACCAAACUCACACCUGAAAUGUACUUUUAGAGUUCUCUUUAAAAAAAAAUACUAUUCGUUGGUCCUUUUUAUAUUAAUGGAAGAACUGUGUGUGUGUGUGUGUGUGUGUGUGUAUAUUUAACAGAUUUCUGAGUGUUAGUAAUUGUUUCAGUAAGUCUUGGAUAGCUAGAAGUGUUUCCUCCAAUAUUCAUGUUUUGUCCCAGAUGUUCAGCGUAUCCGUGCAGCUGAGCUUUGUAUGUUUGUGUAGUAAAUGGAGAAGUCACACUCAGUUACCUGAAGCACUUUAUGACCAAUCAUACAAAUGCAUCUGCUGCGACCUGUUAGCGUUCCUUUCAUUUAGAGGUCGAGGUGAUUGUAUUUCGUGUAUCAUGUAGAUUAAACAACUCUACAAAUAUCUGAAAACGUCUCAGCAGCUACACUGCUUUGGGUGCACACUCUGCACCAACAGGGAAAACGCAGCACAUCUUAUUUUAAAACUUAACAUCCUUUAAGACCCUAUGUAUUUCAACUCUGUUCUGGAGUAAAAGCUUUUGACUACAUCUUGCAGCUAAUGCUACAUAUUUACAGCCAAAUGUAUAAAUAAAAGAACGUGGUGUUUUUUUUAAUAAGAGUUGUAGACAUGCUGUAACGUGAAUUCAGCCAUUGACUAAAUAGGAAAAAUUCUACAUAUGACCGUUGGCAGGCGUAAGUUCACCGUAUGACGGUCGUCUGUAUUUUGUGACAUCGAAUAGCUUUGAACUGCACUGGGGAGGUUUGAGUGACGAUCAGUAGACUGCCCAAGGGGGUAUAAGAGACAAACUGUUUCUAAUUUAUUGGAUGAGUAGUGUGUUAAGUGUUUAUGCAUAUGAGAGAGAGGAGAGAAUGAUGUCCAUUAUUUACAUGGCCAAUUGGUGUAAAUGAUUAAAAUUGUUUUUAAAGGGGACUGUUGCAUAUGCUGUUCUGAUUGAUUUGUAUUAAUUGUAAAGGGUUGCAUUUAGUAGUUAUUAAGGUUCAUAACACAGCUUGAUAAUGAAUUGGCCUGUGUCAGCUAAACUAUAACCCCUUCACAACGGCGCAAUCCUUUAGUUGCCAUUUAAUGUACUAAUGUGUGAAUUGUAGUCUCCAGUGUGAUGUCUCUUUGUAGGGAAAAGCCUGUUAAGUGAAAAGCUGGAACAUCUAUGCAAUUGAGAUGCAUUUAAAUAUAUAUAUAAAAUUGGGUCUCAUUUCAGUCAUUUGUUUGCCUCUAGUUUUGUACUGUAAACCCAUUUAAUGGGUGUUCAGUGUGUUGGUUGGUUGGCUGACAGAGUGCAACUGUGUGACUUGCGGUCCAGCUAUAAUAAUCUGACUUUUCCCCCCUUCUAAUUAUUGAAUGUUAAUUGAUUCGUGUUUGGUUCUUUGUAAUCGAUAACGCUGUGUGUGUCUGCCGCUCGCCCUGCUGUGCCUUGACUGUCACUUUGGAAUGUGCCGGAAGAAACUGGAGUUGCUUUUUUGCUUAACGGCAAAUCAGGCGAGCGCGAGGCCGCAGUGACUGAUAAUGUACAAGUGCUGCUGAAGACGGAGCGCGAGGCAUCUGUUCGCACCGCUACUAGCAACGUGCGCGCGCCCACAGCGUCUCAACAUUCCUGUAACGCAUCUACGCCGUUCCUGUGCGCCGCGGGUUGUCAGUACUUUCGAGCGCUGUGUCUGUCAUUUCUUGUAUUGCUGGACGUCUUGUAUUCUCAUAUGCAGUUUUCCUUUUGGUUAUGUAGCCACGGUUGCUAAAAUGUUCCCAAUAGGGAUUAAAUGCAGUUUAUUAAAAUA
Molecule: messenger RNA, 6786 nt
Organism: Electrophorus electricus (electric eel)
Lineage: Eukaryota; Metazoa; Chordata; Actinopteri; Gymnotiformes; Gymnotidae
Source: RefSeq, a predicted model, not a curated record